AUCAGUCAAUCCCUUUGGACCUUUAAUGCUGUAUGCCCGUGGGAUUAGUGAAAUCCUGUCUAUUACAAGGCUGCGGGUUGGAUUUCCAGCAAGCUUCACACCCCGGAGAAAAGAGGAGCUGAUGUGAGAGGGGAGAUGUGGAUAUGUCCAUGAUGGGAAGAUGCCGUGUGCCCCACCUCUUGGUUCUUCUCACUCUGGUGCUCAGCGGGGACAGAACCGAGGCACAAAGAGCAGGCUGCAAGAGUGUUCACUACGACCUUGUCUUCCUCUUGGAUGCCUCCUCCAGCGUUGGAAAAGAAGAUUUUGAGAAAGUUCGUCAGUGGGUGUCUAACUUGGUGGAAACUUUUGAGAUUGGCCCAGACAAAACGCGUGUCGGCGUGGUGCGAUACAGCGAUCGCCCGACCACAGAGUUCGACCUGGGAAAGCACAAAACCCGCCAGGAAAUCAAGGAGGCUGCAAGGAAGAUUCAGUACUAUGGGGGUAACACAAACACUGGAGAUGCUCUCAGGUACAUCACCACCUACAGUUUUUCCAAAGAAGCUGGUGGGAGACUCAGUGAUCGAACUGUUAAGAAAGUGGCUAUCCUUUUGACUGAUGGAAGGAGCCAGGAUUUUGUCUUGGAUCCAGCCACUGCAGCCCAUCAGGCUGGGAUUAGGAUUUUUGCUGUGGGUGUUGGAGAAGCCUUAAAAGAAGAACUUGAUGAGAUUGCUUCAGAGCCCAAGUCUGCUCACGUGUUUCAUGUCUCUGAUUACAACGCCAUCGAUAAAAUUCGGGGCAAGCUGAGGCGGCGUCUCUGUGAGACCUUAAAAGAAGAACUUGAUGAGAUUGCUUCAGAGCCCAAGUCUGCUCACGUGUUUCAUGUCUCUGAUUACAACGCCAUCGAUAAAAUUCGGGGCAAGCUGAGGCGGCGUCUCUGUGAGAAUGUCCUGUGUCCAAAUGUCCACGUGGAAGGAGACCGGUUCAAACACACCAAUGGGGGGACUGAUGAGAUUCCAGGAUUUGACCUGAUGGAUUCAUUCAGCGUGAAGCAGAUUUUUGGAAUGAAAGAAGAUGGGGUUCAGAGUGCUUAUGUACGGCUUGGAAGCUUUCCUGUUGUUCAGAGAACUGAGUGA
Molecule: messenger RNA, 1112 nt
Organism: Ficedula albicollis (Collared flycatcher)
Lineage: Eukaryota; Metazoa; Chordata; Aves; Passeriformes; Muscicapidae
Product: collagen alpha-1(XXII) chain-like
Exons: 6
Coding region: 144-1112 (322 amino acids)
Source: RefSeq, a predicted model, not a curated record